Aureococcus anophagefferens is the source of this 1299-nucleotide messenger RNA. RefSeq lists its product as hypothetical. The record is from RefSeq and is a predicted model, not a curated record. The transcript has 3 exons. Bases 1 to 1299 code for a protein of 432 amino acids. NCBI's taxonomy places the organism in Eukaryota, Pelagophyceae, Pelagomonadales, Pelagomonadaceae.
AUGGUCGACGAGAGCGGCUACGUGCCGACGUCGUACAUCCACGCGGUGAGCCCGAGCGUCGCGUCGUCGAGCGGCGCGGCGCCGUCGCCGGGCGGCCCUCGCGAGUGGCUCGUCGACGCCGCGCGCGAGGCCCUCGAGGACGACGGCGGCGGGCGCGACGCCGCGGAGGCGCUCGCCGUCGUCGCGGCGCGGGCCGGCGGCGGCGACGGGCGCGAGGCGGCGGAGGCGCUCGCCGAGGGCGCGUCUCGGGCCGCGGUCGUCGCGCGCCGCGCGCCGCCGGACGGCAUCGAGCGAGCCCGCCGCCGCGCGCGCCGGCGGCGGACGGCGCACGCGAGCGUCCUCGAGGACGUCCUCACGCGGAAGGAGGCGGAGGCGUCCUUUGCCCCGUCGCUCCGCGGCGGCGCCUCGGCCGCGACCGUCGCGCUCGUCCACGGCGUCGACGAGACGCCCGCGGCGGCCGCGGCGCGGGAGCGCGCCGAGCUCGAGGCCUCGCUCGCGGAGACGCUCGCCGCGCUCGGGACCGCCGGCGGCGCGGCCCGGCGCGCGGCGCCGGGCCGGCCGCCCAAGCGCCGCACGCUCCACCGGUCCGCGCGGCCCGACGUCGUCGUCACGACCAAGGAGACCGUCGCCCUCUUCGCCGGGUCGCUCCGCGAGGGCGGCGCCGGAGGCAUGCGAUUCGGUGCGUUCGGCGGCGGCGGCGGCGGCGGCGGCGCGCGCGCGCGGACAGAGCGGGCGGCGGCGGACGACGACGGCGGCGGCGGCGAUGGCGGCGACGGCGACGCCGCGCGCGCCGCCAACGCGGACGACGGCGACGGCGACGCCGCCGACGCGGACGCCGCCGACGCGGACGGCGACGCGGACGGCGACGCGGACGGCGGUCCCGGCGCCGCUUGCGGCGCCGCGAUCCUCGACGAGCUGGUCGAGGCCCUCGCGCGGGCCGCGUGCGAGGCCAUCACCGACGAGAGCGAGCCCUACGCGCGCCGCAAACUCUACCACGUCUCGCGGCGCGCCGACCUCCUGCGAGGCGCGUCGCCGCCCCGCGCGGCGCCGGAGGAGCUCACGCUCGCGGCGCUCGGAGGCGUCGCGCGCGCGCCGCCCGAAGCGCCGCCGCCGCGGCGGCGCGGCGGCGCGCUCGCGGACCGGCUCAAGCGCUCCCUCGCGGCAGAGCACGCCGUGGCGAUCGCGGCCGCGCCCGGCGGCGACCCUCGGACGCUGGAGCUCCGCGCGCCGACGAGGGAGGCGCGGGACGCCUGGUGCGAGACGCUCCGCUACGUCAUCGGGAUCGCGAGCGCGCGCUAG